GCAUCCGAACUGCAGAACCUUGCUCCCUAGUAUUUCCCUCUACGCUACGGCCUGGUACUUCCACUCGGCGCCCGCAGUAUGGCACAGUCGACAGACAACAAGUUUGCCAUACACGAAGCCGCCCGAGAAGGCAAGACACAAGUGGUCGAGUCUCUCCUCAAUGCAAACCCCAAACUGGCGGCCCUCGGCGACCAAGACAACCGUCUUCCUCUACACUGGGCCAUUGCCUUCGCUCAUCUCGACAUUGUCAAACUCCUCACAGCCACGCGCUCCUUUGACCCGGACGCUGAAGAUGGAUCGGGCUGGACACCUCUUGCCAUCGCUGCCUCUCUUAAAGACAAUUCCGGGCUGCCCAUCAUCGAGCUCCUUCUCUCCAAAGACGCCGACCCCAAGAUUGCCACGAACACAGGCGUUACGCCGUUACAUCUGGCCGUGUCAAAGAAUAACCUGGACGUGUGCAAAACCCUUUUGAAACAUGGGGCGAGUGCAAGGGUCAAGGAUAAGCGAGGCCAAUUACCCCUCCACCGCGCCGCCGCCGUGGGAUCCGUCCCUGUCGUGAAACUGCUGCUCGAGAACAAGUCUCCCAUCAACGCCACGGACAUGGACGGACACACGCCUCUACAUCAUGCGAUAAGCGAAGGACAUGGAGACGUGGCUGUCGAGCUAUUAAAAGCUGGGGCGGAGACGGAUAAAAAGGAUCAUGAGGGCAGAUUGGCGAUUGACUGUGCGCCGGAUGGCAAGGUCAGGUCGCAUAUCUUGAAAGCGGCAGAGAGGGAAGGGAUUGAAUUUGCCUGAACCACACCAGCCCCAGCAUGGAAGAAAAACAGAUCUCCACAACAAACGAUGCGGGAAAAGGAUGCAUUUGAGAUGGUCAAAUAAAAUUCUUUCAGAAUUGGCCUCAUUUCAUCGUAUCCGCCAACUGUCGAUACAUCUGCUUCACAUCAACAAUAUCGGCCUUCAGCUCUUCUACCUGCUCGCUCUUCUCCCCCAACAAUUCUAGCGUGGUCUGGUGUCUUGUACUGAGACUGGCAUGCUCCUUCUCGAGCGCCUCCAACCGUUCCUCGAUCUUCCGCUUCGCCUCGACCUCGCGCAUCAGGCUGACGACUUCCUGCCUUGCUUCGUCACGCUGGGCAGUGAGGCGGGCGAGCUCGUCUUUGGAAGCAGCUUUUUCACUUUCGAGGCGACGAACAUUGGCCGACAUUCGCUCGACCAAUUGCACAGAAGGGCCAGCACCAAUGGUGGAGGUGGAGACUAGAUCGUUCAAGCCUCCACGCUGGGAGUGGUGGCUUGUGGUCAUAGGCGUGGGUGGAACAUUGGCAAAAUACUCAUCUGGAUCCAUGGACGUCACCACAGACGGUGUUUCUGCAAUGGAGCCGUUUGCCAGACCACGGAAGGACGUGGUGGAGUGUUGACGAGGCGGGGUAUUCGAGUCGUAUGUGUUGGGCAUAAUAGAGGGCCGUCGACUGCUGCCCCGUUCAUACUGCGUUGGGCUCAUGAGAUGAUUGAUGUCGAAUCCCAGGCCCGAGUUUUUGCGGAUCGACGUCGCUGGAGAAUCUGUGCGUUGGAUAUGCAAAGCGGCAGUCCAUUUUGAUUUUUCCUCGUCGAUCCUCCGUUGCAGCUCCCUCUCCGAAUUCCCCUUCUGCUCC
Molecule: messenger RNA, 1646 nt
Organism: Cladophialophora immunda
Lineage: Eukaryota; Fungi; Ascomycota; Eurotiomycetes; Chaetothyriales; Herpotrichiellaceae
Exons: 1
Coding region: 79-795 (238 amino acids)
Molecular function (GO): protein binding
Source: RefSeq, a predicted model, not a curated record